AUUUGGUCAUGAAGACGUGUUUAGUUGUUGCAAUUUUGCUAGUUGUAUUUGUGGCUACUAUGUAUUGUGAUACUGGCAGUACCGUCCACAAUGUUCGGAAACGACAAAUAGUUAAACCAGUCACGAUUCAUGUGAAACCUCCCCCUGGAUGCGUGUUUUACGAAUGUAUUGCCAACUGCAAGCAACGAGGAUACAAAAAUGGCGGAUACUGCACCAUCAACGGAUGUCAAUGUUUGCGAUAGUCAAGCAAAUUGAAAUUAAGAAAAUUUAAUUUUAAAAGUAAUUUCGCUUAUAUUUAUCAAAACCGAUAUGUCAACCUUCAAGUAAAGAGCGUACUCAUUCUUUAAAGGCCGGCAACACACCUGCAAGCCCUCGGGCGUUGCAGAUGUCCAUGAGCGGUGGUAGUCAUUUUUCAUCAAGUGACCUUCCUGCUCGUUUGCCCCUUCUUACAGAAAAUUAAAAUAAAAUAAAAAAUAAAUACUUAUAUUCUAUUAUAACGAUUUUUGUCAAAUUCUAUGUAAAAAAAAUGGCUCAAAAAUGCCUGUAUGUUAGCUUCAAAUAUAACUGAACAAUGUCCAAUACUGAAAACAAUGCAACAAAUCACAAAAAUCUGUUCACAAGCAAAAGGUUAAAUACGAACAUGAAUUAAUAAACCAUCGGUGUUUUUUAAAUGACGUUAUUUAUAUGACAUUGAAAUGUAUCAA
Nymphalis io (European peacock) is the source of this 704-nucleotide messenger RNA. Its product is annotated as gallerimycin-like. The transcript has 2 exons. NCBI's taxonomy places the organism in Eukaryota, Metazoa, Arthropoda, Insecta, Lepidoptera, Nymphalidae. The record is from RefSeq and is a predicted model, not a curated record. The coding region runs from base 9 to 242 and encodes 77 amino acids.